This is a messenger RNA of Ophidiomyces ophidiicola, 435 nucleotides long. RefSeq lists its product as uncharacterized. Bases 1 to 435 code for a protein of 144 amino acids. The record is from RefSeq and is a predicted model, not a curated record. The transcript has 3 exons. Lineage: Eukaryota; Fungi; Ascomycota; Eurotiomycetes; Onygenales; Onygenaceae.
AUGAAGCUUGCACGGGGUAUUAAAUCCAAUGCGGGCUCAUACAUUACUGAGCCUAUUCGUGGGGUUCCACCAGGCUCGGCAUAUCAAUUCAAUCUUGUAUCCGACAACCCUGCAAGCCCAGGAAUUCUUGCCCAGUCCCAACAAUUCACUGUGGUCCAACAUACGGUUUCUAUUGAUUCAGAGUCCAGCGCUUCAGGCGUUGUUUCGGAACCACUUUUCCAGUCCAAUAGUACCUCAUUUCCUACAGGUACCAUCUCCCGUACUUCUCGUACAUUCAGCACACCAACCAGCACCCGCCGCUCGUCAACAUCAGCGGCAUUUGCGACCCCAACGACAGCGAAGGUGCCGCAACGCACCAGCAACGCGGCUCCCGCCAUCGAAACUUUUAGCUUUGCUAACAGCCUCAUAUUUGCCUUGCUUGCUCUGAUCGCAUAA